GGACAAUCUUUGGACGCAGUUUACUAUAAAUGCAGUCACCGGCAGCAGCAGCAGCCGACUCGAUUCUUUUGAAUUGGCAAUCUCCUGCAGCCAUUAUUUUUCUUUUCCGUUUAAGAAUUGCUUUGUGCUUUCACCUUGAAUAGUUGAAUGGACAAGACGACGAAUAGAUAGUAGUGCGUGCGGUCCAGCCACAAAAGAGAACAAGACAUCGACUUGCCAGUAUAGUCAUGGGGAUAUGGUCAAAGUAAAUAACUUUUCAUCCAAGUAGCAAGAAGGCAAAAAUGCCUUCCAACCCGAAUGGUGGCGGAGGUGGCCAGUCGAGCAGCAAGUUGGGCGAUGGCGGAACAAGGAAGUACCACCACCAGCCCCGAUCACUUUCGUUCUUUUUUGCUUUUUUUUUUUUUCAAGAAAAGUGACUGCAUCAGCAACAGCAGACCGGCUGCUGCUACCACCAAAACUCUUUUUGAACCAACCCGAGACGACGAUAAGAGCGCCGAUUUAGAGCGACUGCCUGCAGCAUCGAUUUUGCGGUUAAGCAGCAGGAGAAGAAGGAGGAACAAUAACCAUUCUUUGAAGCCAAGAAAGAGAAAGAAAAAAGAGAUCACCUUAAAAGAUUUCUCCCAAUUUGAACAAGCGAAAAAACCCGUUGGAAUCGAAAUGAAUAGCACCAUAAGCAGGAGGACGUGUUCUACGCAGCACCAGCAGAACGGCGGCAGGAUGACGACUCAGAGCGGACAGAAAAUGUCGACCAUGGCCAUCAUGACGCUGUUGAUUUGGCUGGCGAUGACGGUGGACGUGGCCCAGCCGGCCGACACUCUUUAUCUCUGCAUGAAAAACUGCGAGCAGUGCAAGAGCAUGUACGGCGCCUACUUCGAGGGCGAUCUCUGCGCAAAGAGCUGCUUCAGACUCAAAGGCGCCUUCAUACCCGACUGCAUCGACGUCGCCUCCAUCGGACAAUUCCUCAACAAAAACGAAUGAACACACCUCUUCCGUCAUUUCAUUUUUUUAAUACCCGACCAGAUCUAGAAGAAAAAAAAAACAAGAAAAAAGUCGUUUCAUUCCAAAGAGCGUGUCUCUUCUCUGCUACCUACUUUUUUAUUCAAUUGCAAUCCAUCUAAAUGUUACCUUUUACACACAUUUGUUUUUAACGUUUUCUUUUGCAUUCGCCAUUUAUUGUCUCGUAUGUGUUUGUGUGCGUCUCUUGUGUCUAGUUCUGUUUGGCGACGAUUUCUGUAUUAUGCCAUCGUCUACUACGUACAAUAAAUGUAUUUAUUUCGCAGCAAUUUCAAUGAAUUCUUUAUGGCUGCUUCAUUUGUCACAAAUAUAUCAAGUGGGGGUUUUAGUUCAAAUUGGGGAGGGGGAGUGAAAAGCAACCGGAAGUGGAAGAGAAAAAGGUGAACAAGUCAAUGUUUCAGCACAUCUCUCCCCCGCAAAAAGAA
This is a messenger RNA of Daphnia pulicaria, 1439 nucleotides long. Its product is annotated as eclosion hormone-like. The transcript is spliced from 2 exons. Gene Ontology annotation, biological process: ecdysis, chitin-based cuticle; neuropeptide signaling pathway. The record is from RefSeq and is a predicted model, not a curated record. Gene Ontology annotation, molecular function: ecdysis-triggering hormone activity. The coding region runs from base 298 to 978 and encodes 226 amino acids. Lineage: Eukaryota; Metazoa; Arthropoda; Branchiopoda; Diplostraca; Daphniidae.